Halichondria panicea is the source of this 1228-nucleotide messenger RNA. RefSeq names its product ubiquinone/menaquinone biosynthesis C-methyltransferase UbiE-like. The transcript is spliced from 2 exons. Lineage: Eukaryota; Metazoa; Porifera; Demospongiae; Suberitida; Halichondriidae. Bases 369 to 1142 code for a protein of 257 amino acids. The record is from RefSeq and is a predicted model, not a curated record.
AGGUCACAAACUACCAACUGCCAACUGCAUGCCAUCUACCAUAGAUAGUUAGUAUGCAACUACCAACUGCCAACUACCAACUGCGAACUGCCAACUCCCAACUGCCAACUGCCAACUGCCAACUGCCAACUACCAACUAGGCAUUUGAACUAUCAAGUAGUAAUCUAUGUAACUACCAACUACGCCGUUGAACUAUCAAGUAUCAACUGCGAACUACCAACUAGGCAUUUGAACUAUCAAGUAUAGGGCCACCGUAGUAUCAGGAGUACGAGUGCAGCACUCCUGCUUGUAUCAAGAGUAGAUAGUAGCUAACAGUAACUCUUAACUAACGGUAACACAGAGAGAUUCCCCCAACAUUAGAAGGUUCUAUGGCUGUCAUUGAACAACUUCAAAGCAAGCAGUCUGCAGGUCAGCUUGUUAUAAACCACUAUUCCGAGAUUGGCUACUGCUAUGACAAUUUAUAUGGUGGGUUUUCUUCAGCUGUUAUCAGUGUAAUAUCACGACAGCUUCAGUUUAGCUCAACUGAAACCGUAUUAGACAUUGGAGGAGGAACUGGUGAAAUUGGUCACCUGCUGUCAAAAAAGUAUUCUCUACAAGCUCCUGUAAUUUGUGUCGAUCCUGUCGAGUCUAUGUUGGAAAUAGCGAAGAAAAAAGAAGGCAUAGAAACAGUUCUCGCUACUGCUGAAAAGUUCUUCUCCUCAAAAGAGUCCAAAGGAAAAACUUUCAGCAGAAUAUUAGUGAUCAGAUGUUACCACCAUUUCAAGGAUCCGGCUUUAGUUUUUGAAGGAGUGGCAAGAAUGCUUACGCAGGAUGGAGUUUGUUUGUUGCUAUGUACAACGCCAGAUUCUGCACCUCUCCUGUUCCAAAAGGCACGACAGCUGUUUCAGUUUGUUGACUACCCAAAGAUUGUUAAACUUGUCGAAUCUCAGGGGCUUAGGGCAAGGUGGAUUUCUGAUCACGAGAAACGAAUGCUAGCGAAAGAAGAUUGUUUUAGUUUCCUGAGAAACAGAGGAUAUUCGUCACUGUCAAGCUUCACAGAUGAUGAGAUUGAAGAUGGGAUCAAAGAGCUCGAUGAGCAAUACAAAGAUAAUACGAUUGAAGCCGUGUACACAUUUAACAUAGUAAUCAUUACGAAAUAUUAAGUUUUCUUAAGAAUCGCUUGUACAGUUUUUAUUGUCUUUUCCUUACGAUAUACUGUAUAUAUAUACAUAAAAAUUUGACCUCUGCA